This is a messenger RNA of Oncorhynchus nerka (sockeye salmon), 3964 nucleotides long. RefSeq names its product myelin regulatory factor (gene myrf). Gene Ontology annotation, molecular function: sequence-specific DNA binding; DNA-binding transcription factor activity. Gene Ontology annotation, cellular component: endoplasmic reticulum membrane; nucleus. Gene Ontology annotation, biological process: protein autoprocessing; positive regulation of DNA-templated transcription; central nervous system myelin maintenance. The record is from RefSeq and is a predicted model, not a curated record. NCBI's taxonomy places the organism in Eukaryota, Metazoa, Chordata, Actinopteri, Salmoniformes, Salmonidae.
GGCAAGGAGCGGAGGAAAUCCAGUGCUAGACAUUACCUUUCGUAAAAGUUUCCCCGAGGAAUCCAACUUCGGUAUAUAUCGCUAAUAUCAAUGAGACAACGAAAUAUAUAAAAGAAAAAUCGAACAAAAUCGAAGAAUUACUCUGGGACAAUUGAUAAUGAUGGAUGGAUAGUUUUCCAACGCGGAAUUUCCCGUUGCGCGGCUUUCCUAUGGCUAUUUCUCAUUAGGGCCACCACUGAAUGAAGAAAUAAUGCUUCCUGUUGUCUCUUAUGUGGAUAAUUGUUGUGUUUAACAACGCUAUUUUUGGAAGCGUUGACGGGUUUAUCGAAUAUGAGCCUAUUUAUAGGGGACUGGAAUACGUUUGUCAGGUAGUAGCUAUUGCAACCGGGUAGGGAUCUCUCUUCUCCCCGAAGAGUGGAUGUAUGUGAGAUGAUAAUUCCACAUUAGGACUAAAGUUGCCAAAAAGCAGCGACAUUUAGACACACCGCUGUCCGGACUACGGGAUGUAUCUGUGAGUUGACCCGAUAUAUAACGGCAACUGUUUCGGCCGUACUCAUACGGAGGGGGUCGUUAAUGGAGCUUCAUAGUGGGACCCGCUAGGAUGGACGUGGUUGAUGAAACCGAAGCGUUACAGAGAUUUUUUGAAGGUCAUGAUAUUACCAGCUCCUUGGAGCCAGCGAACAUUGACACCAGUAUUCUGGAGGACUACAUCAGUAAGGAGGACGACAGCACUGACAUCUGUUUUUCUGAGGUCCAUAGCGGUGCCCCAGGGCCUAACUCUUACUCAUCACCCCAAGCCGGAGUUUCCUCUUCUGGGGGUGGUUUGCAGUGUGGCGUGAACCCCCCUAUCUCCCUCCGUCAGGGAAACCCCCACUCCCACCCCCACCCCCCCCCAGCCCUGCCAAACCCCCUACCCCCACCCCUGGGCCUGCUGAGACACAACAACUACCCCUGCCUGGGGCAACACAACCACCAGCAGAACCACCAGCAGCAGCAGGACCACAUCAAGCCUGAACACAGAGGACACUACGCACCAGGGACGCUCCCAGAGUCCCCCCCAGACUCCAGCUCUGAGCCGUACUCCCCUCAGCAGGUCAAUGACACUCACAUGCUGAGGACCAUGACACCAGAGAACAUGUGUCACAUGACCUCGCCGCCGCUCCCCCCGCACGGCCAUGGCUAUCCAAACAUGCACCGGGACAUGUACCUAAAGCCUGAGCCAAUGAUCUCGCAGUACCCCAUUGGUCCCACCUCCAGUGGGAGUUGCCAGGACCUGCAACAGAGCCAGAUGCUGCAUCAACUAUUGCAACACCCACAACAGGGACAAGAUGGGAUAGCAGUCCACCAGGCAAAGAAGAGGAAACAUGCUGACGGUCCUGACAGCACCCUGAACUCUCAGAUCCUCACAGGUAUCAUCAAACAAGAGCCAGUAGACAUUGUUUCUGGCCCAGGUGUGAUGGCGGAUGCUGAUAACUCCUACCUGGACCCCAACUAUCAGUGUAUAAAAUGGCAGCCGCACCAGCAGAACAAGUGGACGCCGUUGUACGACGUCAACUGCAAAGAGCUCCCAAUGCCCACCUAUCGCGUCGACGCUGAUAAAGGUUUUAACUUCUCCCUGGCGGACGACGCCUUCGUAUGUCAGAAGAAAAAUCACUUCCAGGUCACCGUGUACUGCGGCAUGCUGGGAGAUCCCAAGUACAUCAAGACCAGCGAUGGCCUCCAGCCUAUCGACUGCUUCUACCUCAAACUCAAUGGGGUUAAGCUGGAAGCCAUGAACCAGUCCAUCAACGUGGAGCAGUCCCAGUCAGACCGCAGCAAGAGACCCUUCAAACCAGUACUGGUGACACUGCCCCCGGAGCAGGUUACCAAGGUAACAGUGGGACGACUACACUUCAGUGAGACCACAGCCAAUAACAUGAGGAAGAAAGGCAAACCCAACCCUGAUCAGAGGUACUUCAUGUUGGUGGUAGCGUUGCAGGCCCAGGCCCAGACCCAGACCCACAGUCAGAGCUUCACGGUGGCCGCGCAGGUGUCCGAGAGGAUCAUCGUCAGGGCGUCUAACCCGGGUCAGUUUGAGAGUGACAGUGAGGUGUUGUGGCAGCGCGGCCAGCUACCUGACUCAGUGUACCACCACGGCCGGGUCGGUAUCAACACCGACCGGCCAGACGAGGCCAUGGUCAUCCACGGUAACCUGAAGGUCAUGGGGUCACUGGUACACCCGUCCGAUAUACGGGCUAAAGAGAACGUCCACGAGGUCAACACUACAGACAACCUGAAGCGGAUCAGUCAGAUAAGGCUGGUUCAUUAUCAGUACAAGCCUGAGUUUGCUUCCAGCAUGGGCAUCGACUCCAGCCCAGAGACUGGAGUAAUUGCUCAGGAUGUGCAGCAGAUUCUGCCUGAAGCCGUGAAGGAGGGAGGAGACGUCAUCUGUUCCAAUGGAGAGACCAUCCCUAAACUUCUGGUGGUCAACAAGGACCGUAUCUUCAUGGAGAACGUCGGUGCAGUGAAGGAGCUGUGUAAACUGACUGACAACCUGGAGACUCGUAUAGAUGAGCUGGAGCGCUGGAGCAGGAAGCUGGCCAAACUCCGCCGUCUGGACAGCAUGAAGAGUACCGUCAGCGGAGGCACCACCAGCCAAUCAGGGAGCCAGUUCAGCAGGACAGGAAGUGGUCCCCUGAAGAGGAAGACAGUGAAACCUGGGAAUAAGAGUGUGACUCCAGAGCAGGGCUGCAUCAGUCACAGGUUCAUGCAGGGAACCAUUCUGGCUCUGGUCGUCGUCAUGACCUUCAGUGUCAUCUCCAUGUCCGUACUCUAUGUGUUGACACUGCACCACAGAGGGGACGUCAGCGAGAAAGACGUGUCUGCAGAGGGAUCAUCUAGGAUGGCCUCUGCUCCUCGAUCCACCAUCUCCACGCGUCAAGAUACAGUCCCACCCUCUCCUUCACUGGCCAAUCCUGCAGCUUGCUGUCCACCUACAACUGCCACAAACAACCAAUCAGCAACUACUCUGUCGCCAAGCAACAACCAGUCAACACUGGAAGUGAGUAGUCCAGUCCCUACACUGCGCAGCAUCAACAAGAAGGCCAAGUCCAGGCCUAUGGACAAGGACGGACGCUACCGGAACCGUCUCAGCCACACCUCCGCCCCCAUCUACCUGUCCAAGGCUAAGAAACCUGCCCCUGCACAGGACCUGGGGGGUGUAGGGGGAGUGGGGGGGGUCAACAACCGGCUGCCUGGACCGGGUGGGCCUGAAGACCAGCAGACACUGCCCCUGCCUCAGAGACAACGCAGGGACAACACACACAUCAGCACGGAGGAGGAAGCAGGUGGAAGAUCGUCCCCUUCCCUUAUAGAUCUGCACAUCCUGGAGACAAACCAACACAUUUCAUCACACAACUGUCCCCAUCCUGACAGCUGCAGCUAUUCAGUAUCACUCCAAGGAACCAGGAACUCCUCCAUGUCACAAAUCACUCUACACAUGAGAUCCAGCGUCAGCGUGUGGGUCAAACAGUGUGCAGUCACCAGAGGACGUCUGUGUCCUGACCACAGAGAGACAGAGCUCUACGCUGGAGAAAGGACAGCUACUGAGGGGACAGAUCACCUGUGGUCAGUAUCUGUACUGUCGUUCCAGGACGUUACCUAUCACUUCAGAGUGGCCAAGUCUAGUGAAGUGAGGUGUGACGUAGAGGAGGAGAACGUAUUUACCACACCGCCACACUCUGACUUCUACUUCCUCAUACAAAGCAGCUGCUCGUGAGAGGAGAGGAAACUAAGCAUGCAAACUAGUAUGCUGCUUUGAACAUUUCCCCUGACUGACCCAGGGUAUCUUAGCUACUACACCUCCUAUCCCAUCUCUCUCUCUCUCUCCUCUCUCUUCUCUCCUCUCUCUCUCCUCUCUCCUCUCUCUCUCUCCUCUCUCCUAUCCCAUCUCUCUCUCUCUCCUCUCUCCUCUCCUCUCUCUCUC